Messenger RNA from Botrytis cinerea B05.10, 1921 nucleotides. RefSeq lists its product as hypothetical. The record is from RefSeq and is a predicted model, not a curated record. The transcript has 4 exons. Gene Ontology annotation, biological process: mating projection tip cell wall disassembly. The coding region runs from base 170 to 1828 and encodes 552 amino acids. Gene Ontology annotation, molecular function: glucan endo-1,3-alpha-glucosidase activity. NCBI's taxonomy places the organism in Eukaryota, Fungi, Ascomycota, Leotiomycetes, Helotiales, Sclerotiniaceae.
GGCCAUACAUGUGCAUUCCUUUGUUCGUGACUUCGGUCCUUCAUAUCCAUUAUGUAUCACUAUGAAGCUUUAUUAUGUGAAUAUGGUAACUGCAUCCUUCGAGGCAAACUUGUCGCACUAUUCCGCAAUAUAGUAUCAGCUUCUCAUUCUCAAGUUUAGAAUUCGGUCAAUGAACCUCACUAUGCAGACAAACACUUUCUUCCUGAGGACCAUCCCAUGGCUUCUCACACUACUUAACUCUAUUCAACUGAUUACUGCUGACCCCUCCUCAAGUGUUUCCAACCAUCAGACUUCUCCCAGUCGCUAUGUUUUUGCACACUUCAUGGUCGGCAUCGUGAGCAACCGAGCCAGCUCCGCCGAUUAUGACAAAGAUAUGAAACUCGCCCGUCGCGCUGGAAUCGAUGCAUUUGCACUGAACAUCGGCGCCGACGCAUUCACAGAUACGCAGCUCGACUAUGCCUAUGCAUCCGCAUCUACAAACCACAUGAAAGUCUUUUUAUCCUUCGAUUUCAAUUCAUGGGAUCCGGCAGAUUCAUCAUCGGUAGGGGCAAAAAUCGCAAAAUAUGCUAAUCAAACUGCUCAAUUGUCUGUCGACAACAAAGUCUUUGUUUCGACAUUUAUUGGAGAUUCUCUCAAUGUCGCUGAUGUGCGUGCUAAAGCUGGUGUUCCUAUCUUUUUCGCACCGAAUUUUAGCCCUGGAUCGUCUAAUUUUAAGGAGCUGGACGCAGCCUUCAAUUGGAUGGGCUGGCCUAAUAAUGGUGCUAAUAAGGCGCCUUCUUCCUCUUCGAAUCUCACAGUUCGUGAUGGUGAUGUGGCUUAUAUGAAUGCGUUAGCAGGAAAAGAUUAUAUUGCGCCUGCUAGUCCGUGGUUCUUCACGCAUUAUGGACCAGAGGUGUCGUAUAGUAAGAAUUGGGUGUUUCCGGCGGAGGGACAGUGGGCUCAGAGGUGGCAGGAUUUGUUGGGGUUGGGAGCAAGGUUUGUGGAAAUUGUUAGUUGGAAUGAUUAUGGCGAAAGUCAUUAUGUGGGACCGCUGUCUGCAACACAUACUGAUGAUGGAAAUUCGAAAUGGACGAAUGACAUGCCUCAUGGAGCAUGGCUCUCCCUUGCUACCCCCUUUAUACGUGCUUUUCACGACGGCGCCACUUCUCCUUUCAAUUAUAUCAAGCACGACCUCAUAGUCUACUGGUACCGUCCCAAUCCACUUUCUCUCAACUGCGAGGCCACAGAUACUACUAUGCUCGCCGCAUCAAACUCGUCUGGAGAUUACUUCAACGGUAAACCAAACGGUUGGGAAACCGAAACCGACAGUAUCUUCGUAGCCGCCUUUCUCAAAUCUCCCGGUAACGUAACCGUAGUUUCUGGGAGCGGCGCGUUCCAAUUCAACGCAGUGCAAGGUGUAAAUGUCUUUACAGUCCCCAUGGGAGUUGGAAGUCAAAUCUUCGGACUCUGGAGGAAAGGAAAAAUCGUCAUCCAGGAAACAAGUCCCAGAAAUGUGACAGAGAUAUGCGCAUGUGGAAACUACAAUUUCAAUGCAUAUGUAGGACGUGUUCCUUCAUCUCGAGGAAAGGAUGGGUUAUCGUCUGCAGGAACGGCGUUGUUGAAGACGGGGAUUAGAGUGCCUGCUGAUCAAUGCAUGGCUGUUACAGGAAAUGUAGAAGAAAUUGCGGAUGAUUUGGAUGGAAGUGUGAGUUUUUCGGAAAGUACGAGUGAGAGUUCGUCUACUAGUGUGAGUGAGAGCUCUAGUAGCACGAGUCAAAAGAGAUCGUGGAGAUCGUCAAAUCGGUGGGAAUGGAUUCAGGGGUGGAGAGAUUUCGUGGAUCUGGGUUAGAUGAUAGAUAUGUCGUACGAUCGGGUGCUUUUGACAUUGCUUUUUGUUUCUUUUUGUGAUUCUUAUUCUUUCAUGAUUCAGUUGUAAUUGAUA